AUGUCCAAGCCUCGUAUCGCCGAUCCAAAGGCCAUCAAGGCCUUUGGCUUGACGCAGAUCUAUACCCCGCGCGACGAUCCAACGAUCGAUAUUGUUUUUGUUCACGGCCUGAACGGCCAUCCUCACGACUCCUGGACCAGUAAAACCACUGAUUGCUUCUGGCCUACGGACCUUCUCCCGGAUGUGCUUGCCUCACUCUGUCCCCGCAUUCUUACUUACGGCUACAAUGCGAAUGUCACUGCUUUCACCGAUGGAGCUUCGCGUGAUUCAGUUGUCAGCCAUGCUGAGACUCUUGCAUCCAGUCUCGCUGCUAAUCGAAAUCUGCGAGACUGCUCCAACCGUCCGAUCAUUUUCAUCUGCCACUCGCUGGGAGGCCUGAUCGUGAAGCGCGCCCUGAUAUACUCCCGUAGUCUCUCGAGUGAGAAGACUGAGCAUCUACGUUCCGUCUAUGUUUCCACUUUUGGCAUCCUCUUUCUCGGCACACCUCACAAUGGAUCCGAUAUUGCGAAAUGGGGUUUGUUGUUGCACAACAUCUGUAAUGCUGUGCUCCCCAAGAAAUUCAUGGAGGCGUCUCCGCAGCUUGUCAAAGCUCUGCGGACCAACAAUGAAACCCUACAGCACAUCAACAGUCUCUUCGUUGAUAUCAUGGGCCGAUUCCACAUCUACUUCUUCCAUGAAACACGGUCCACCGACGUGCGUGGUACCCGCGAAGUUAUUGUAGACGAACACUCAGCCGCGCCGUACAUGGAAGGUGUUGAGCGGGCUGGUAUCGAGGCCGAUCACAGCCAUAUGUGCAAGUUUGAUGACGAGAAUGCGGCGGGCUAUGAAGUUGUAGCCGAGGCCAUUCUACGGUACUCACGUCAGGCUCCUUCCGUGAUUACAGAGCGCUGGGCGGAAGAGAAGAAAGCCCGCACCCAGGAGAAGAAGGCCAAGGCAAGGGAAAUCUAUGACGCAAGAAUAGAUGACCCGGCAAAUCGAAGCAUGCCUGAUUUAAACAGAACCGGUAGGGAUUCAUACCUUCUCCCUGCACCGGAAGUGGCUGUCACGUUAAGGGACUAUGAGAUUGAGGAGCCUCCUGCCAAUCCAUAUUAUCUCUACCGCGCGCCCCUGCGACAGAAGGUCGAAACUCCCCAUGAACUUCUUCAACUCUCCCACUAUUCCACCAAAGAUGCACCCUUAUUCGUGGCACCUCCAGGGUUUCAUCCCAACGCUACUUUUUUUGGAAUGGAGAAAGAACUUGAAGUGCUGCACAGCAGAUUGUUCAAAGCCAAGGCACGUCCGGAAAAGACAAUGGCCGUACUGAUCUCCGGCGUUCCAGGCUCCGGCAAGACACAUCUAGCUCGCCAGUACGUGUUCACUCAGCGUGACUGCUACCCAGGUGGCAUAUUUUGGAUUGAUGCCAAGUCCCGUGAAUCAACCUACAAGUGUUUUUGGGAGAUUGCACAAGCAGCUACGCUAAUUGAACAGAAGGUCACCGUGAGCACUGAGUAUCACGAGACUGAAAAGUAUGUGAAUGCAGUCCGCCUCUGGCUUCAGACACGCAAAGAUUGGCUCCUCAUCUUCGAUGGUGUUACCUUCGACCGUGACGACGACAUCAAUAAGUUCAGGGACGUCUUGCCAUGGGGCAAACAGUGCAGUAUUAUAUACACCUCGGUCGACACAACGCUGCGCAAAAAGCAGCGACUGUACGAGCCGUAUUGUUUGAUGAUUUCGCGGUUGCAAGUAGAACACGCUUGCAAGCUUCUGUUUAAGGAUAUUGGGAUUACGCGAGCGACACCCGAGCAAAUCUCUAAGGCUACUCGGAUAGUCGAGCACUACGAAUGUCUACCUUUGGCAAUCCAUGCGAUUGGGCACCAUCUCAACGCAACAGGUAAACCAAUCGAAAAGUACCAUGUCAAAUCUCAGGUGACGGACAAAAAACUUGCAGAGCCCUUCUUGAGAAUCAUGAACGAUUUGUUUCGGUUGCAGCAAAAGCAGGCGUUGCACUUGAUUAACCUUCUCUCGUUUCUUGGCCACCAGGUGCCAGUGGGCCUUCUGAACCUGGGUCGGGCAGCUAUGGCCGCUGAGAAUUUGGAGAUUCAGACCAGCAGCCAAAUAGGAGAAGAUCCCAAUCUCGAUACCACACUUGGAACCCUCAUUCACUAUGGGUUGGUUGAACGGAUUACAGAUGCCGAUCUCUUUCAGCAGAGAUCAUCCGUUAAUUAUUUUGAGGGUGAUCAGAGGAAUUCGGAUGUGAAGAGUGUUCCGGAGCUCUCAGAUUCUCUGACAGAGAGCAGCCAAGAGGGAUUUUUCUCUAUUUACCGCCAUGAAUCGGUGGUUGAUGUAGUUAAGAUUCACAGUGUGGUGCAAGGGUUCUGUCGUGAUGAGCUCCGAAUCAAGGACGAGGAGAACAAAGGCCUCAUGAGCACCAAUGACCCUGGUUUCUUCGAUACUUGGCUGAUUGUUGCCACCCGUUUCCUUAUCACGUCUUUCGACGCCGCUAUGGGACGGAUGGCUCAUUAUGAAGACUGUGGCCUUGUACGGGAUUACCGAGAGUACGAAACUCACGCUUCACGACUGCUUGAGCUUUUUCCAAAGAAGGCAACAAUACAUCUACAUCCACUAAUAGUUCGUGAAACGCGAGAGAAUUUGCGACGGUUGGCGUCAUUGAUCAGCAAAGAAAUCGAGAACAUGUCCCCAAGCUCCUCACACCACUCUGUACGGAAUCAGAAAUCAGUUUUCGACAGGUCAAGCAGCUCAUCCUCCUCGUUCCGCGAUUCAUCAGCCGACGAAGGUCCAUCGCGUAGGUCUACCUUCAACUGGAGUGAUCUCGGGUCAUCUCGAGCAGAGUCUCCCGAGGAAAUAGCCAUGCCGCCUCCCCAGUUCAGGUUAGAGCUUUUCCCACCACAUAUAUUCAGACAAUCUGGGUAUGAAUCCGAAGAGGGAUAUGAAACAGAUGGUGAAGCCAAGGGGGCAAUUCGAAUUUCUCCUGCGAUGUCGCAAAUGAGCCAAGCGACAGAGAAACCGAACAAUACACCUCCCUCAUCGAGUCCUCCAUUAACCACUAGCCUGUCGGAAUGGCAAGUGGUCAACCGACACUCAAAGCAAGGGCAAAAUAAAGUGAAUCAAACAAAGAGGCGAAACAGAGGCCCUCAUCGCUUUAGAGAUACCAAAUUCGACACCCCACUGGUCAAACUGUCCUCCAUCCAAGGCAAAGGAUCAUCAAGCCGCACAGCUGCCCGCGAAACGGGGAGCUCUUUGAUGAUGGCUUCAGCUGCUGAAAAAGCACUUGCUGCAGUGCGUCGGUCUAGCAAUUCUCAAGCGUCCGCUGGCACCCUGCAGCCCACAAUCACCUCUCCACCAGCAAACCAAGAGAACAUUCCUACCUAUGCGAAUGUAGCCACCCGACGAAUUUUAGAGACAGACUCUACAGCAAAACGCCCAUCAUCUGUUCCCGUUUUUCAGGCCUUGGAUCCAGCUAGUGGUUUGCAUUUGAAUGGCGGAUUGCAGAUGAAACCGUCCACCGAGUCCCUCGAUAGUCAAGCGGGCUACGCCUUUACGUCUCCGCUAUACCAUGAGAUCACCGACGAAGUGAUAAUUGAGCCUUUGAGCCAGUCAACCUACAGCGAGCCUGAGUUCAAUAUGCCCAAUCACCAUGGAGCAGGUUUACAUACCGCGCCUGGAUCCCGGGCUCCCUCUAGGCGUGGUUCUGUGCCACAUCUGGAAGUCCCUCAAAGUCUAUCCGCAAGCGUGCCAUCCCUCCUUCCAUAUCCACCACCUCUUCCAUAUGACGAGAACAUCUCCGUCACUCUUUCAAGCCGCAGAAGAUCUUCUCAAUUAGCGCAGGGCUCAAUACCUACCUCGGGGGCUCCUAGGCCUUCCAUCGCUCAUCCAUCCGCAAUCAUGCCUGGCGCAUUGUCACUAUCUAGUUCCAAACUACACGUGGGCUCAGCCCCUGAGCGCUCCAUCCCCGAGCCGAUGUCGCGUGAAUCUUCGGCUUACUCUCAUCAAUCAUGGGUCACAGAACCCGCCCCCGAGAUGAUCCCGAGUCCCCCAUCGAGCAUGCAGCAUCAGCAACAACAACAACAAAUGCUCUCUGGGACCCCUGGCUGGACAACCGAAUUGCCCCUGGCGGGUAGUGCUCUCCAGUCAGAUUCCACCUACCCCAGUCCACCCGUGUCAUCGCACGGACAGCUCGGCUCCAUGAACGAACGACUGAAAUACCCCGACCCUGGCUGGAAUCCGGGGAUUGAGCCGGUGCAAUAUUUGCAUUUUGGCGGACACCGCGUUGAUGUACGAGACGCACGACUCAGACUCCAUGAAUCGACUCGAGUGCUGCCCCCACGUCCCCAGCAGUAUCAGCUAUACCAUCCCAAUUUGUCGGGUCCUUUGAUUCAGCACGAGGGUCAAGUCUAUGCACCUGCGCCUGCGCCGCGACUGGAGGUUUAUGGGACUCGCGCGCGGAGUGGGAGUUCCCCGGUACGCCCUAAUUAUGCUGGUUUGGGUGUGCGGUACUUAUGA
Messenger RNA from Penicillium crustosum, 4500 nucleotides. RefSeq lists its product as uncharacterized. Bases 1 to 4500 code for a protein of 1499 amino acids. NCBI's taxonomy places the organism in Eukaryota, Fungi, Ascomycota, Eurotiomycetes, Eurotiales, Aspergillaceae. The transcript is spliced from 6 exons. The record is from RefSeq and is a predicted model, not a curated record. Gene Ontology annotation, molecular function: ADP binding.